UUUCGAGAAAUCAUGACUUCCGCAUAGGUACAGUUCUGAACAUAAACUCGGAUUGCAGGUCUACUAAAAGUAAAGACUCGAAUUGUGCGGUCCACAGAGAAGUCUCCGAGUGUAGCCUUUGAAGCUUUCAGCCUCCAUCUAAAUCAAGUCCAUAAUGGCAGAUGAUGUUCAGUUUGAAGAUCUCAGACAGAGGGCAGAGUCUCGCAUGGCUUCCUCAGGAUCUGUUCCAGAAAUCAGAAGUGACGUGACUAUCAUGGCCCAGUUGCCUCUGCCUCUGUCUGAGCGGUAUCGGCACAUCAAUGCUGUCAGUAUGGUCUCAGAGAAUGCUGUUGGGCAGACCAGACGAGAGGUAAUUGACUGCUGUGCACGUUUACUGAAAGCAGUGAGCAUUCUGGAGAAAUAUGGCUGUAACCUGACCAAUCCCAGCCGUCCAAAGUACUGGCGCAGUGUCAAGCACAACAACCCUGUCUUUAGAACUACUGUGGAUGCUGUCAAGGGCGGGAGGGAUGUGCUUUGCCUGUAUGGAUACACCAAUCAGCUGCCAGAUGGCCUCAGCUUUCCAGAUGAAGUCACAGAGCCUGAUGUCAGGAGGGUGGCGGAGAUUACAGUGGAAGUCAUGAUGCUGCGCACCGAGUUGGAUAUGAUUGUCAAGGAGGUGCACCCCCAUCCAGAGUACUUCCAGAGUAUUAUACCAGCUAUGGAGGAGCACAGUGAUACUGGGGAGGUCAUGCCUGAUGCAGAAGUCAUCCCCACUGAGGCUUCAUCUCCAGCCCGCACUAUCCUCCCCACCAGCCCUGUCCCCAUCCCAUCUCCUGCCUCCACCAACCCUCCCUCUAUUCCCAUCACAUCUGUUCAAGCAGUGCAGCCAUCUCUCCCUGCAGAGACCCCAGUCAGACAAGCCCAGGAGUGUGACAUGUGCGGCGGCGUCUCCACUCUCCUCUGCCCCUCCUGUGACUCCAAGCCCUUCUGUGACGCCUGCGAUGCCAUAUACCACCGCCACCCCGGCCGAGCCAGUCACAGGAGACAACAGAUUCAGGAAAACUGCUCGAUCUGUGGCGUUUCCCAUGUGUCUGCACACUGUCUCACAUGCAGCCAGCGGCUCUGCAGCAACUGUGAUCGUCUUUACCACUGCCACCCAAGUCGCAGGGGCCACAACAGGCAGCCAGUCACUAGCACACCGCGGGGGAGGGUUCUGAGCCAUUCCCUGUCCUCUUGGGAGUGUGGCCGCUGCACCACGGUGAACGACACUCAUGCUAUGUUGUGUUCAAGCUGCGACUGUCCCCGCUUGGCCGGCACUGUUCCCACCGGAGCUGAUGAUUCACUGCAGCCUUCCACUAUCACAGAGUGGCAGUGCAGGAGUUGUACAGUAGUGAAUCCGGGCAGCAGUGUCCUGUGCACAGUGUGUGAGCGUCCGCGCCUUGCCACUCGGCCCUCCAUGACCCUGCCGCGUCCACCGGCAACCCCAGCCACUCCACCAGUCCAGCCACAGGCCCCAACCAACCAGUGGACUUGUAAGCACUGCACAUAUGUAAACUCAAGGCCCUUCAUGGCUUGCGAGAUGUGCAACCUGCCACGUGAGAAUCCACCAAAAGACCCUCGCCCCCUUCCACUGAUGCCCGUCAAUGCCAACACCACUCCUCCCGACAGGCCCAAGCCAAGGCCCCGAAGCAGACACAUGCAGACGCAGAAGACCAUGAAGGACGAGGGCCAGAGGCUCGUCAAUCAUAUCAGAGAAGGCGAGAAGAGGGGAGUGAGCCCCGAAGAGGUCUACGCCGCCCUCUGUGUCUCGCGUAGCAGCAACGUCAACCCCUCCGACUGGAUCUCCUCCGAACUCCCCCACCUGCUGGACGAGAUCUGUGCCAUGGCCGUCUCUGUCCAGCAGACGGCAGCAGGGGAUCAGAACGAGGACCCCUCGGCCGUGAGCGGUGGCGGGAGCACGGGGGAGGGCGGCGGGGAGGUGCAGCUGUCCCGAGCGGAGGCCAAACAGGCCUGGCUGACGGCAGGAGGCGAUACCCAGAAGGCCGUGCAACAGCUCCUGAGGAGCAGGAAGGCCAAGAUGCAGGAGUUGCGCUCGCUGGGCUUCCAGGACCGGAGCCGGUGUGAGGCAGCGCUGAGGCAGAGCGGCGGUGACGUGCGGGGGGCUCUGUCAGUGCUCCAGCGGCCCCUCCUGGAGCCCUUCCACCAGCGCGUCUGGAGCAGCCAACCAGAGCCCUCCAUCGACGUCAGCAACCCUGACAAGCAGAGGAUGUGUCGGCGGCUGUUGGCGCUUUACGGGCUGCCCAGUUGGGGGCGCUGUGAGCUGGCUCUGUCUCUGCUGCAGGAGCCCGGCAUGGACUGCACCCUGGAGGACGUGGUGCAGGCCGUCAAAGAGAGCCAGGACAGGGACUUCAUCCGACGCAUGCUCAACAACGACUGCACCAUGUGCUACAGCAGAUACCCCCUCAGCAAGAUGCAGUCCCUGACUUCAUGCCAGUGUCUGAUGUGCUGCGAGUGCUUCAGGGAGCACUUCACCAUCGCCAUUAGAGACAAACACAUCAGAGACAUGGUGUGUCCCAACUGUGAAGAACCGGACAUCAACGACCCCGAGCAUCUCGAUAACCACUUCUCUACCCUAGACAUUCAGCUGCGGGACUGUCUGGAGAAGGAUGUGUAUGAGCUCUUCCACAAGAAGCUGACUGAGCAUGCCCUCAUCCAAGACCCCAAGUUCCUAUGGUGCACUCACUGCGCAAACGGCUUCAUCUAUGACGGCAACCAGUCAAAAGUCACCUGUCAAGAUUGCAGAAAGAGCUUCUGUGCACAGUGCAAGAAACCUUGGGAGGAGCAACAUGAGAAUGUUACUUGUGAGACAUUCCAGGCCUGGAAACGAGAGAAUGACCCAGAGUACCAGAGACAGGGACUUGCUGGGUACCUACGCGACAACGGAAUCAUCUGCCCCAACUGUAGGUACCAGUAUGCGCUGACGAGGGGAGGAUGCAUGCACUUCACCUGCACCCAGUGUAGAUACGAGUUCUGCAGUGGCUGUAACAACCCAUUUCACAAGACUGGCUGCACGGUGGCCCAGUGCUCAGUGACGGGACUGCAUGCUCACCACCCCAGAGACUGCCUCUUCUACCUGCGCGACUGGGAACCAAAGAGACUACAGGAGCUGCUGCAGAAAAAUGGGGUUGAGUUCAACACCAAUCCUCCAAAUGGCACUCAAGCAGGAACAUGCGGGGUGAUGGAACAGAAAGAUGAGGCUGGACAGCACGUCGACUCCCCCUGUGGCAUUCAGACUCAGCCAGAUCAAGCGGGCCUCUGCGACAAACACUACCGGGAGUAUUUGGUGAGUCUCAUCAAUAGCCACACCUUGGAUCCGGCUCCACUUCUGGAUGAGAAUGAGUUGACUGCUACCUGCCGGCGAUACCAUAUAGACACCACGAGACAGGGGGAGGCAGAAGACCAGAGAAUAUACAAUGGAAGACUGUUGAAGAAACUGAUGGAGAUACCGCUUGGAGACAAGGUGCCACGCAAUAAAUGAAGAGGUCAUAAUCAGGGUUGCCAGAUGUGUCUGAUAAUUUGUAGUCCUAAAAGCGCCUGAAGACACUAAAUCCCUCCCAAUUUCAGCUAAAUUGUAUUGAUUUCUAUGUCCAUAAAUCUACAGGAAGACCCGCUCCAUGUCCGUUUUUGACAGUUUUUACCAGCAGACAGCCAUCCCAAGCAGCCCAAUUGGGCGGGAAACAGUCCAAUCUGGCAACACUGGUCAUAAUGUUGAUGUAUUUAUCUCAAUAUUGUUCUAGGUAAAUGUUACCCAACUACACAAAGAAUGUGGUUUUGAUAGCCUAUAUUUUCAUGUGAAAGAAUAAAAUGAUGGAUUGAUUAUGUUGAAUUCAGCUUUCCUGUAAAAUCUUUAUAAAUCAAUCAAUAAAUGAAAAAGAAAGUUU
Engraulis encrasicolus (European anchovy) is the source of this 3920-nucleotide messenger RNA. Its product is annotated as E3 ubiquitin-protein ligase RNF31-like. The transcript is spliced from 23 exons. NCBI's taxonomy places the organism in Eukaryota, Metazoa, Chordata, Actinopteri, Clupeiformes, Engraulidae. The record is from RefSeq and is a predicted model, not a curated record. Gene Ontology annotation, molecular function: K48-linked polyubiquitin modification-dependent protein binding; K63-linked polyubiquitin modification-dependent protein binding; ubiquitin protein ligase activity. Gene Ontology annotation, biological process: protein linear polyubiquitination. Bases 155 to 3517 code for a protein of 1120 amino acids. Gene Ontology annotation, cellular component: LUBAC complex.